Molecule: messenger RNA, 2820 nt
Organism: Nannospalax galili (Upper Galilee mountains blind mole rat)
Lineage: Eukaryota; Metazoa; Chordata; Mammalia; Rodentia; Spalacidae
Gene: Hadha
Product: hydroxyacyl-CoA dehydrogenase trifunctional multienzyme complex subunit alpha
Exons: 20
Coding region: 142-2433 (763 amino acids)
Biological process (GO): fatty acid beta-oxidation
Cellular component (GO): mitochondrial fatty acid beta-oxidation multienzyme complex; mitochondrion
Molecular function (GO): enoyl-CoA hydratase activity; NAD+ binding; long-chain (3S)-3-hydroxyacyl-CoA dehydrogenase (NAD+) activity
Source: RefSeq, a predicted model, not a curated record
GCGAGGGGUGACAGCUCAGCGUUUGCGUUUUAGUCAGGCAGUACGGUGGACGCCCGGCUGGCCAGGCUGCGGAAAGAAAAGUCCUCGGCCAGGCUGCCCACGCUUCAAGCGCUCUCUACUUUUCAUUCUCUUCUGCUCAAGAUGGUGGCCUCACGGGCAAUUGGCAGCCUCAGCCGCUUCUCUGCCUUCAGGAUCCUCCGCUCUAGAGGCUGUAUUUGCCGCAACUUUGCAGCAUCUUCUGCUUUGCUGACAAGAACUCAUAUUAACUAUGGAGUCAAAGGGGAUGUGGCAGUUAUUCGGAUUAAUUCUCCUGAUUCAAAGGUAAAUACAUUGACUAAAGAAGCACACACAGAGUUCGUAGAAGUAUUGAAUGAAGUCUGGGCUAGUGACCAAAUCAGAAGUGCUGUCCUCAUUUCGUCAAAACCUGGCUGCUUUAUUGCAGGUGCCGACAUCAACAUGCUAGCCUCUUGUACAACCCCCCAGGAAGCAACACGAAUAUCACAGGAAGCACAGAGAAUAUUUGAGAAACUUGAAAAGUCCCCAAAGCCUAUUGUGGCUGCCAUCAGUGGAUCCUGCCUGGGAGGAGGACUCGAGCUUGCUAUAGCAUGCCAAUACAGAAUAGCAACAAAAGAUAGAAAAACAGUAUUAGGUGUCCCUGAAGUAUUGCUUGGAAUCUUACCAGGAGCUGGAGGCACCCAAAGACUGCCCAAAAUGGUGGGCGUGCCUGCUGCUUUCGACAUGAUGCUCACUGGUAGAAACAUUCGUGCAGACAGAGCAAAGAAAAUGGGACUGGUUGACCAAUUGGUAGAACCCCUGGGACCAGGAAUAAAGUCUCCAGAAGAAAGGACAAUUGAAUACCUAGAAGAAAUUGCAGUUACUUUUGCCAAAGGACUAGCUGAUAAGAAGAUCUCUCCAAAGAGAAGCAAGGGCUUAAUGGAAAAACUGACAUCAUAUGCUAUGACUAUUCCAUUUGUCAGACAACAGAUUUACAAAACAGUGGAAGAAAAAGUGAGAACACAGACCAAAGGCCUUUAUCCUGCACCUCUGAAAAUAAUUGAUGUGGUGAAGACUGGACUUGAGCAAGGAAGUGAUGCUGGUUAUCUUGCGGAAUCACAGAAAUUUGGAGAACUUGCAGUGACUAGAGAAUCAAAGGCCCUGAUGGGACUAUACAGUGGCCAGGUCCUGUGCAAGAAAAAUAAAUUUGGAGUGCCACAGAAGAAUGUUCAGCAUCUAGCUGUCCUUGGUGCAGGGCUGAUGGGAGCUGGCAUCGCCCAGGUCUCUGUGGAUAAGGGGAUGAAGACUCUUCUUAAAGACACUACAGUAGCUGGACUGGGCCGGGGACAGCAACAGGUGUUCAAGGGAUUGAAUGACAAAGUGAAGAAGAAAGCUCUGACAUCGUUUGAAAGGGAUUCCAUCUUCAGCAACUUGAUUGGGCAGCUUGAUUACCAGGGCUUUGAAAAAGCCGACAUGGUGAUUGAAGCUGUGUUUGAGGACCUCAGUGUUAAGCACAAAGUACUCAAAGAAGUAGAAGCUGUGACUCCAGAACACUGUGUCUUUGCCAGCAACACAUCUGCUCUUCCAAUCAAUCAAAUUGCUGCUGUCAGCAAAAGACCCGAGAAGGUGAUUGGCAUGCACUACUUCUCUCCUGUGGACAAGAUGCAGCUGCUGGAAAUCAUCACGACUGACAAGACAUCCAAGGACACGACAGCUUCUGCUGUAGCAGUGGGUCUCAAGCAGGGCAAGGUCAUCAUUGUGGUUAAGGAUGGACCUGGCUUUUACACUACGAGGUGUCUUGCACCCAUGAUGUCUGAAGUCAUACGAAUUCUCCAGGAAGGAGUUGACCCUAAGAAGCUGGAUACCUUGACCACAGGCUUCGGCUUUCCUGUGGGUGCUGCCACCCUGGCAGAUGAAGUUGGCGUGGAUGUAGCACAGCAUGUGGCAGAAGAUCUAGGCAAAGCCUUUGGGGAGCGGUUUGGAGGUGGCAGCGUAGACCUGCUGAAACAGAUGGUAUCCAAGGGCUUCCUGGGUCGCAAGUCUGGGAAGGGCUUUUACGUCUAUCAGGAGGGGUCAAAGAAAAAGAGUUUGAAUUCUGACAUGGAUAGUAUUUUGGCAAGUCUGAAGCUACCUGCCAAGCCUGAGGUCUCCUCUGAGGAAGACAUCCAGUAUCGUGUGGUGACAAGGUUUGUGAAUGAGGCAGUCCUGUGCCUGCAGGAAGGGAUCUUGGCCACACCUGCAGAGGGAGACAUUGGAGCAGUCUUUGGUCUUGGCUUCCCCCCUUGUCUUGGAGGGCCCUUCCGCUUUGUGGAUCUGUAUGGUGCUCAGAAGGUAGUAGACCGGCUCCGGAAGUAUGAGGCUGUCUAUGGAAACCAGUUCACCCCAUGCCAGCUGCUCCUUGACCAUGCUAACAGCUCUAAUAAGAAGUUCUACCAAUGAGCAGGCCCUUGCACCCUGCUCCGUCCACUCACUAACCCAGCUGUUGGCAGUGCUGCUUCUCAUCGGUGCUGUCUAGAUGUAUCAGGAAGCAGGAGGAAGACCCAAGUCUGGCUUUGAGUUUACUCCUUGAUCAAAGUGCCUUCAGUUCUGACCAACUCUCCCUCCAGGUGACGUCUGACUCUGAAUUAGUUUUACUUUACAUUAGAAGGUGGAACCUGCCGUGUUCCUUUUGCAAGCCCUUGAGGCUCAAAGCAGCAGCUAAGAGCAACCCAGAACCAUCUUUGCUGCCUGUGCCUCCUGGAAGACCAGUGGGGACCAGUGGUGGUGAGGGCAUUUCUGCACCCAGCCAAACACAGGUUACCAAUAAAAUCCAAAUUAUCAGCCUCU